AUGCAAGCCGCGCUCGUGCUCUCGACGCUUGCCGCCGCCGCGCUGCUUUCGCCCGUCAACGGCACUGUGGGCACGAUCUCCUGGGCCCCGUGCAACACCAACGACACGCUUCCGAACGCGGAGUGCGGAUACGCCAUCGUGCCGCUCGACUACCAGGAUCCCAGCAAGGGUGUCGCCAAGAUCGCCCUUGGGCGGUUCAACGCGACAAGCGGCACACGCAAGGGCAGCAUCUUCGUGAAUCCGGGCGGGCCUGGUGGCGCGGGAGUCGGGCUCGCGACGCAAGGAGGCGAUGCACUCCAGUCGUUGGUUGGCGAAGAAUGGGACAUCAUUGGUUUCGACCCGCGCGGGAUCGGCCAGUCCGAACCCGCAGUCGCGUGCUUCCCAAGCCCCGAGGCGCGCCAGGCGUUCAUCGCGAACACCGUCAUCGACCGUUCCUUCGACGUCGCGGAGGACCUGACGGACCCGAUGACCCACGCGGGGCUGGUCCAGCAGGAGCGCAACCGAAUCGGCCUCUUCAAGUCGCAGUUCGCGGUGUGUGCGCAGACGAUGGGCGAGCUCAUCGGCUACAUGGGCACGACGCUCGUCGCGCGCGACAUCGACUACAUCACAACGCUAAUUGACGGCGAGCACGCUCUGUUGAACUUUUACGGGUUUUCGUACGGGACCGUCAUUGGACAGUAUCUCGUGAAUCUGUUCCCUGAGCGCGUUGGUCACAUUUCGAUCGAUGGGGUUGUCGACGCGAACGUCUGGUCCAAUGUUCCUCCCUUCCAAUGGUUCCUGGGAGGCUGGCUGAGCUCGACGGAUAGCGUGUACUCUAUGCUCUUCGACGAAUGCGCCAAGUCCGGACCUGCUGGUUGCGCGCUCGCGAAGAACGGAGACAGCGGCGCGGACAUCAUGGCCCGCGUGGAAAACUUCACCAACAACCUUUACACCGACCCUCUCCCCGUCCCGAACGCUACGCUCCCCGGCGAGCUCACCUUUGGCCGCGGCCGCUUCUUCUGGGUCGACGUUCUCGUGAGCCCCACAGCAUGGCAAGGCGCCGCAAGCGCGAUGGCCGCCGCGCUCGCGGGCGACCCGACCGCGGUGCUGAACGCCGCGAACGAGAAGGAGCUGGUCGACCUCGAGCGCUCCGCGGUGACCUGCAACGACGUGCCGUCGUUCGCGGCGCCGACCGCGGAGCAGUACGCGGACGCGGCGCUCGCGGUGCUCGCGAACACGUCGCGCUUCGAGCUCGCGGUGGAGACGCACGAGCCGGACAACGGGUGCGAGUACUGGCCGGCGACGCCGCCGGAGCGGUUCGCGGGCCCGUGGAACAGCACGCUCAAGAACCCGGUGCUGAUCGUCAGCAACACCCACGACCCGGUGACGUCGCUCGCGAACGGGCGGCAGGUGCUCGCGAACAUGGGCGCCGCGAACGCGGGGCUGCUCGUCCAGGACGGCCCGGGCCACACGUCGACGGCGGUGUCGUCCUCGUGCACGGUCGGAUACCUGCGCGCGUUCUUUGCCAAUGGGACGCUGCCCGCGGCCGGCACGGUGUGCCCGAUCGACGACCAGGAUCUGUUCCCGGCCGCGCCGCCCAAGGGGGCGGUGGUGAACGUCGCAGUGGCCCCGGACUCGCUGAAGGAAAGUGUGCGGCGGAUAGCGAAGAUGGUGCUCGGGAAGUAG
Molecule: messenger RNA, 1665 nt
Organism: Epithele typhae
Lineage: Eukaryota; Fungi; Basidiomycota; Agaricomycetes; Polyporales; Epitheliaceae
Product: TAP-like protein-domain-containing protein
Exons: 9
Coding region: 1-1665 (554 amino acids)
Source: RefSeq, a predicted model, not a curated record